This is a messenger RNA of Symbiodinium natans, 357 nucleotides long. NCBI's taxonomy places the organism in Eukaryota, Dinophyceae, Suessiales, Symbiodiniaceae. The record is from the annotation of a GenBank genome assembly.
GUGUGUGAAGAAGAAGCACAGGACCAAGCCCUUCCAGUGAAGGGCGAGGCAUGUGAGGAAGCUGACAGGGAAGCAGAGAAGGAAGGAGGAGAUCGAGAGGGGGAGGGGGAGGAGGAGGAAGGUGAGGAGGUGGAUGAGGAGGUGGUGCCGGAUGUAGAGAUGGCUGCAGAGGUGGUGGAUGAGCCCACGGAGCAGCCGGAGGUGGUUGCCGCUGAGGAAGGCGUGGAGGCUCAUGAGGACGAGGGCGGGGGUGAGGGCGGUGGCGCGGUUGCCGAGUGCCUGGAGGCGGAGGGGGAGGAGGAGGAGGAGUGCGCGAGCGACGCGGAGGCCAUGGAGGUCCCGGAUGACGUCGAAGAG